AUGUUCCCAUCUUUCGAUCAACAAUAUCCAACUGGCUAUACAUAUGGCAUUCAACAACCUCAUCAAUAUGGUUAUGGUUUUCAACCACCAUCUAUAUUAGGUCCGAGUUGGUCGGGAGGUAUGGUUAAUGGGCAGAAAAUGCCCUUUCCAUUAGCACCACCACCAUUCUACUAUCCAGUUGAUGCUCCAUCCUGGAAUCAGGAUCAGUCUAAAUAUAAUAAAAAGAAUGGGAAACCAUCAUAUAAUAAUCGAAAUCGAAAUCGAUCAAUAAGUCCACGACGUGGAAAUUUGAAAAAUAAUCGACAACGUAAUGCACCUAAGCAAAGACGUCUAGUUGACUUGAUGCCUGAAACAUGGGCAAAUUUAAAUCAAACAGAAACAGAUUCAGCUGAUGAUUGUAGGCUAUCCAAGACGAUGCCCACCCAGAUGAAUAAUAAUCAAAAUUUCGAUGCAAAAUCGAAGCAAAAGAAAACAUCGAAAAAGGCUCAUAUUAACACGAUUCGAAGGCGAGAAAGGCGUCAGAAGCAUCGAACCUUCAUAUCUAAUAGACAAAACGAAAAAAUAGAUCAAAUCAAUGAUAAUCGUUUCAUUCUUUUGUCGAGAAAAGAUGAUGAUAUGGAAACAGAUGAUUCAGAGGCUGAAACACAUGAUAAUAAUCAAGCACGAGCCAUGAAUAAAAAUAAAUCAUCUAAAACAAGAACACCUACUUCGAACAUCCGAAAAGGGAAUGGUGCCGUUGUUAAACAAACGAACACGACAAACGAAGUAAAACCAGAGCCAACUACCUCAAGAGAACACCAACGUCAAAAUAAACAUGAAAGUGAUGACGCUCCUCCUACUGAACAAGACACAGAUCAUAAUGACGAUGAUGGAUCAUCACCAUCACCUAAAUAUAAACGUAAAUUGAAAUUAUAUUUACAAGAAUAUAAAAUUCUUUCAUUUCUAAAAGUGAAACUAAAUGACAGAAAAAUGAAAGAUUUGAAAGACUCUUUCAAUGAAGUAUACAAGUAUGCGAAGGAUACUCUUCCGACAUACGACAAAUGGAUAUACAAUCAUUAUGAAAGCCAGGUCUGGCAACAUUUCUAUGAACUAGGAAAGAAUAAAGCCCAUUGGGCUAAAGAAAUUGUUGAUAAAACACAUACUCGAGACGAUAAGAGAAAUCUAUCAAUAUGUGAAAAUAAAAUAUCACAAUUCACAUCCGCGUGCAUAGAUGCGAAUGAUAUCAUAACUCGAGCCAUCGAGAAGCUCUCUUCUAAUCACAAUAUGCAAGCAAUAGUUCAUGCUCCUAAAAAAGUACAUGAUCUAAUGCUUGAUUAUAUAAAAGAAUCCACAACAGGAUUAAUGAAAGUGAGCAAUAUUAGGAUACGUCGCGCAUCUUUGGAAAAAGAUGAAUGGACUGCAUUGAAGGCAUUUGAAAACAUAGCAACUGAACAACAGAAAAUAUAUGCUAAUACCUUCUGUAGACCAGCUUUAAAAGCCUACCAUAAAAAGAAGAAAAACUUCGAACUGGUAGCAGCUCAUAUCUCACAUGAUAUCAUACCGAAAACCUUACCACAGUACGCUUUUUCUCUUCCAAUGGAUGAAUCUUCACUAUCAGCCGAAGAAAUCCUAAGAAAUAAGAAAAGCAUAGAAGAAUUAUCAAAAGAUUUUCGUGUGAAAGCAACACAAUUACUAUUAAAAGUUGCCAAAGGUGAAUAUGACUUUCAGAACGAAAGAUUAGAUAGACUUCUAAAAGAUUUCCCAGCAGAUGCAUAUGAUGUGCCGUUGACACAAGAACAGCAGGCUACAGUCGAUAAUGAAGUCGAUAAAUAUGAGGAUGACGAAGAUGAUGAGGAAAAUCAUCGAGGCCUCACACAAAAAGUACGAACACAAAUAGAUAUAAAUAAUGUGAAUAGAAUUGAAUCGAAAGGUUCAGAGAUGUUUACAGAAUAG
This is a messenger RNA of Adineta ricciae, 1932 nucleotides long. Lineage: Eukaryota; Metazoa; Rotifera; Eurotatoria; Adinetida; Adinetidae. The record is from the annotation of a GenBank genome assembly.